CUUAGAUUAUUUCCAAUAUAUGAACAUAACCAAAUAUCAGAUGACACAUUUAUUCCCUUUCCCCAAUGAAACGAGAACAAUGGAUGAGGUAUUGGAGAAGUUUCUUGAAGAUCAGAAGACGAAGAUAGCAGAAGAGAAGGCCUGUCUGGAACAGGAGCCCCCUUACAUGGAGAUGAGGAGGCGGACAGGCCGUGUUCUCCAGAAAGAGAACAUCCCUCCAUGCACAAGUCAGCAAGAUGGAUUGAGUCUGCCGCUCGGAGAUGAAUAUGAGAGAAAGAAACACAAACUGCAAGAAGAGCUCAGGAAAGAUUACAGGAAAUACAUGGAAGAGAAAGAUCACUGGGAUGCUGGUGACAUUCACACAGUUCCAGAGAGAAGAAGAAUACCCAAGACGGUCCGUGUGCGGAAUGUGGCCACUCUUACAGAGGUGUGUGGUCUGGGAUGGGGUGUGUGUAGCUCUGAGGAAGACUGCAGUGAUGAAGAACUCAUACUUUUACAAGGGAGACGACAUCAGAAAGAGAGAGACACCAGGACAGCAAACAGAAGAGAAGAAUUGUACACUGAGACAGGGCAUCACACGAGCAAACUACAGCAUAGAAACAGAAUGUCGGCAUCCGUUGCGACCCAAGCCAAUGAAAGAUCUGUAUCUGGGGCCAGUCAGGACACAGUUUACACCACUGGAAUCCUAAUAGGUGCAACAGAUCUGGAGGCCGUCCUGAAGAGGAGAAAGGAGCAUUAUAGACGUGAACUACAAGAACAAAUUGCAGAGAAACAGAGUCACAGGAGGGAAAAAGAACUGGACCUGAGAGUUGUGAGAGUAACAGAUGCUGAGAAAAAGCAGCUCUUUGUGAGUGAGGCAUCCACAUACAGAAAGCAACCUAGGGAUGACAUCUUCCGUCUGGACACUGCCGAUCCUCCUGAGGGUCUUCUGCAAUACAGGACAGACCCUCUGUCUCCAUGCAGGAUGCCUUUUAUCCCCACUCACGUCCCAUUCCUUGCAGAUGCCUAUAAGACUCCAAAUAAUGAUUCUGAGAGUUUGCUGAGCCCCAGCAGAGCCUAUGGCCCAAUAGCGGGAGUUUCUUUUCCAACAUCAUCAGGAGAGCCACACCCACUCAGUCCUCACAACGAGCACAGCAGAAGCACUCACAGACAGAUGUUUCUGGGUGAGAAUGAAGGUGUGGGUUCAGGUCUUUCAGUGUUUCCUGGACAUCAAGCGCAGAAGAACAGACUCAGCUAUAAAGAGGAGCUCAGACAGCAGAUAGAGGAGCGGGCCGCACAGAGGAGGGUGGACCGAGAGGAGAAGAGAAGACUGGAUGCAGAACUUGAUGCUGAUAUGAGAGCAUAUGAACCCUGGGGAAGGGGCGGAGCUGGUGCACCACUCAAAGACAGCACUGGAAAUCUAAUCACUGAUCUAAAGCAGAUGCACCUUUUGAAUGCAGCAGCGGCACAAAUACCGGAGAGGCCAGGUUUUGUUGAGACACACACUCCACAGUUUGCAAGAGGAAAUGUGUUCAAUCAGAUGCUGUCACCCCAGCAACUACAGGAGCAAGACCAGUACAAAGCAUAUCUGAAACAUCAGAUGGAAGAGAAGCGAAGGAUGCAAGCGGAGGAGAGAGAGCGAAUGAGGGCAGAGGAGGAGAGGGAGGACAGACGACUGACAGAACAGAGAGAGAAAAUCAGGAGAGAGUAUGAAGAGGAGCAGGAGAGCAGGAAACGCAGAGAGAUGGAGCAAAAACUGAAGAAUGAAGAACUUGCUCGUCUGGCAGAGGAGAGACGGAGGGAUGCAGAGAAAAAGAAAAAAGAAGAAGAAAUAGAGAGAGCAGCUUUCCGAAAACAGGAACAACAAAACAGACAAAUACGGCUGCAACAGGUUCAACGUGCGCCAUCCCCUCCUAUCCCUACCUUACAGAAUAAACACUGCAACCCUUCAAACGCUACAGAUUUCUCUCCGUUUCGGGCUCCUACAUCUCCAGAACACAGAAACCAUCAGAGAACAGAGAAAGACAGAAAUGAGGUUGUUAAUGAGCUGAGUGUGUUAAGAAGACGUCUACGCAGUGAACAACAGCGUCUGGAGGAGCAGCUCUUGCAGACAGAGUGGGAUCCUCUCCCCUCCCCCUUCACUGACAGGCCCAGGGUUGAUGUGUUUGACAUGGCACGCAUGCGUAUGCCUGUUCGAGGCCCCUCCUCCCGUGGCACUGAGCCAAUCAGCUCAAAGAAAUCCUAUGACAUCAUGUACAGAGAUGACUUUAUGCCGCUUCCUAGAACACAGCAGUCUAGGAACAGAGCAGUUGAGGGGGGACGAGGAUCUGUGCUUCUGUCAGAGAGUGAAUUUAUCGAUCAGAAUGGAGUUGCUUUCCCGCUUCCUCCAGAUGUUGAGAGGAAAUCGAAGCCAUCAGCACGAGAACGACGCAGACUAGCAAACCUUCAGGCUGCAGGAAAGCAGCCGGUGCAGCAGUCUCUCAGUAUGAGGAAACUCAGAGACACAAACACUCUCAGGAUGAAGAGACUACAAGCCUUCGGUCAUCACAACACCACAGCAGGAGGCUGCUCUGAUGAUGAUGAGGAUGAUGAUGAAGAUGAAGCUGGUCGUCGUGAUGAACGUUUUACCCUGACGUCUCCUGGCUGGCCCAGUUCCAUUGAUACAGCUACUACAGAGCCCUGGAUUCGAGCGGAGUCGUCAGACACGCUUAGGAGGCUGAUGUCUGGCUCUGAACUCUAAGACGGAUGUAGGACGGACUAUAACAUACACGACUGC
Messenger RNA from Rhinichthys klamathensis goyatoka, 2755 nucleotides. It is a transcript of the gene cspp1b, whose product is annotated as centrosome and spindle pole associated protein 1b. Gene Ontology annotation, biological process: positive regulation of cytokinesis. The coding region runs from base 20 to 2719 and encodes 899 amino acids. NCBI's taxonomy places the organism in Eukaryota, Metazoa, Chordata, Actinopteri, Cypriniformes, Leuciscidae. The record is from RefSeq and is a predicted model, not a curated record. Gene Ontology annotation, cellular component: microtubule; centrosome; spindle pole. The transcript is spliced from 28 exons.